Molecule: messenger RNA, 707 nt
Organism: Sphaeroforma arctica JP610
Lineage: Eukaryota; Ichthyosporea; Ichthyophonida
Exons: 2
Coding region: 50-286 (78 amino acids)
Source: RefSeq, a predicted model, not a curated record
GGCGUGUUGUAAGAUAAGCGUCUUGUGGGCUAUACGGGCGAUUGUUAGAAUGCUUAAUGAAGUACCGGCUGCACGGAUUACAGGCACAUCCUCAUACACCGCUGACGACGUACUGAGAAUCGCAACGGAUGCCGCAGACGCAACCGCAAAACUACUCGAGAGAAAGCGUGAGUGUAAUAAUAUGGUGGACGUGAUUCUGGAGGGGUAUGAACAGAAGAGACAGUAUCUAAUUACGGAAAUUGGGAUCGAAACCGACGAGGACGCCGGAUUUGUAGCAAAUAGAUGAACUUCGACGCCACAAGGUUUUCUUAUACGUGCAUUCAACACCUACCAAUACGAAACUUCAUCAAACGGGCAUCUUUGAACACAUACACACAAGUAUAUACGCUGCUAAAGUCAUUUGCGACUGUUCGAAGACAGAAGUCAAGUCGCAGCAAGGGCGAGGCUUCGGCGCAAGCAGUCCACCCAAUAUGACCAAGAACGAGACAAUUGUAGUACAUAUACCAAUGCAUGAUGUGGGACAAGGCUAAGUAUGAAAGCUCUAGAAAAUAUUCAUACCCACGAGUAGACAUACGGUUGUGAUCUAAAUGCCUGGGAUGGUAACAUAGUGACAGACUUGUAGGCACAAAACGGCCUUCAUCGUUCUACAUUUCCACGCAGUAUAUUGUACAGAUUCUCGCAAUAUUAAUAAAAGUGACUUUCAAGAA